AUGACCGACAACGCCAUCUUCCUAGGUGGAGACUUCCGAAUGUUCCGCUACGCCCUCAGACAUGCGGACACAGACAUGAUGAACAGAUGCAAAGAGCUAAACCCCCCACCACCAGACAUCACCUGGGCUUACGAGGACUACAGGAUCGAGGUGCUCAGGGGCAAUAGCCUCAAUCUCCGGGAUCCGCCCCCACAAUCCGAAGAUGGUCUACCUCAAGGACCGGGCCAUUUCCUCCUCGAGGGCUUUAGAGCCAAACACUUCUCGGCGGACAAGUACAUUAAAGCUGCCGAGUGGCUCAUGGAUAAUGGCUUCAAGGUCUUUAAUCCUGCCGAAGAGAGCAUUUGGAAUGCUGGUCUGAACGGGUACUUCAUCUCGUACAGAGUGCUCGAUGUGCUGACAGCCGCAACCAGUAAGAAGGAACAGGACGAUGUCUGUCGUAUCAUUGAGUUUCUUCAUGCCAAAGGCUACGAGUUCUUAUUGCGCAGUCGUGUAGAAGACACUGGCCAUUACAGAACCGAAGCAGAAACACUCAUCCAUGACAAGUCCUUCGGUGCGUUUCGCCGCUGCUACGAUAGACCUUCCUUGAUGCUCGUCAUGAUGAAGUCUGGAUGUCCGGCCUCUAUUCUCGAGCUAUAUCUCGAGCAGCUUGAGGCAGAUGACAUGUGCCUCAAGAGCCUUGCAUCACGCCGCCACGAGAAGAAACAGAACGGGAAUCUGCAUCGAUUCUCUCGUACUGAAGUCGCCCAGCUCAUUGACGUCUAUCUCGAUGAGCUUUUCGGCCUCUGGACUUGGCGGUGGGAAACACCCGAGCAAAUGGGCGACAGUCUCCAGGACAAGAUCGAGUUGUUGAUCCUGUAUGACGGUAUUGAUGAAGAGGAAGAGAAGCUGCUCCGCGAUAUCCUCUCAGCGUUACGUCGGAUCGAGACCAGGAACAUCAAACAAGGUGGUCUCGAUUACGAACGCGAUGCCUCCUGGUGCUGGGCCCAGCUAUUCAUGUCUGUCACUGAUAUCGACAGGAAGAGGAAUCGUGUAUUGGAUCAGUAUGAUGAGUACAUGACCUAUUCAAAGCCGUGGAAAUGCUUACACGAGUUUUUCCAUACCACCCACUGGUGA
Fusarium graminearum PH-1 is the source of this 1113-nucleotide messenger RNA. RefSeq lists its product as uncharacterized. Lineage: Eukaryota; Fungi; Ascomycota; Sordariomycetes; Hypocreales; Nectriaceae. The coding region runs from base 1 to 1113 and encodes 370 amino acids. The transcript has a single exon. The record is from RefSeq and is a predicted model, not a curated record.